CACAAUUCCAUAGCGAAUUGGUGUUUUUUGCAAUAUUUACACAGUAUUUUUACGAUUGUGAUUAAGAGUGAGAGAAAAAUGAAGUGAGAAUAAUGAAAUUAAGAAUCAAUCGUAAAUUUUAUUUCGAAGUAGAAGUUUUCAAUUAAUAGUGGCGCUCGGUUACUACAGUUUCCAGCAUCGUAUUCGAUGAUCGCUACUUUGAUGAUAUCGCCGUACAGAAAAGAUUCCAGUAUACGAUUACCGUACGCAUCAUGUUAAUCUGAAACGUCUUCUGUAAAUAUCAAUGCUUGAAUUUGUAGUCUAGUAAACCUAGAAUCCAGCGAUGCCGAAAUGUAAUAUUAGAACGAGAUAUCUUCCAGCAACAUUUGCUUGGGUUUUAUUAAUCUCCGCUACUGCUGCCUUUUAUCGUUUUCCAUGUUAUUGGUUCUUCAAGAAUAACUAUCCAUGGGUACCGAUACUUCAGGGAAUUGUGACUUUCUUCGUGCUGGCCAAUUUCACAUUGGCCACGUUUAUGGAUCCGGGUGUUAUUCCGAAAGCGUCACCUGACGAAGACCGAGAUGAUGAUUUCCGUUCGCCUUUGUACAAGACCAUCGAAAUAAACGGUAUUACGGUCCGAAUGAAAUGGUGUGUCACGUGUAAAUUCUACAGACCUCCGAGAUGUUCGCAUUGUAGCGUUUGUAACCAUUGUAUCGAGACAUUCGAUCAUCAUUGUCCUUGGGUGAAUAACUGUAUCGGAAGGAGAAAUUAUCGUUACUUUUUCUUCUUCUUGCUCAGCUUAAGUAUUCACAUGGCGACUAUUUUUACCAUUUGCCUGGUCUACGUGCUGAUGAAUAAAGAACGAUUAACCGAGAUCGAUUGCGUCGUAUCAUUAAUCAUUAUAGCCAUCAUAACGAUACUAUUUAUUCCGAUAUUCGGAUUAACCGGAUUUCACAUAGUGCUAGUAGCUCGUGGACGAACCACUAACGAACAAGUGACUGGUAAAUUUAAAGGAGGGUAUAAUCCUUUCUCUCAUGGAUGCUGUAAAAAUUGCUGGUACGGUUUAUGCGGACCGCAAUAUCCGAGUUUAUUGAACUUGAAACCGUUCAAGUACGAGAAGAAAAAUAAAAAUAAAAAAGCAGCUUCCAAUUCGAACGUUUGCACCAUUACCAACGAAAGACACCAAGUUAAGACGUACAUGGACAAUAGCAACGGUAUCAGGAAUGCUAGCUCCAAUGCCUACAAUAAGUCUGGAACGGCGACUACAGAAAUAGCGAUUGUGGAAAAUAUGUCUCCGGGACGCGACGGAUCCGAUACGGACAUGGAGCCGACGGCGUCCCAGUCGCAAGACUGCGAACCGACGCCUCCCCUCAAAAGGCACGGAUCGAAGAACAACUUCUACCUUCCACCAUCCGGUAAUCAUGCUCAUGUCGGCUCAAUGACGCCGGUCGAAGGCAUGAUCGAUGCUCAUGGUAUGACUCGAUCGUACGUAGCUCGACCUAGUCCGCAUAUUCGAACCAGGGGUCUGGAGGUAAUGGGACCAUCCCGAAGUCAUACUCCGGACAUAGACAGAGAACGUAACGGUAACGCGGUCAGUCCUAGUCCGACCAUGCAACAACGAAUCAAAGCUAUCGGCGUACCAACGCCGAUUGCCCUAUCUAGUCCAUUACGACGCUCGAACCCCGGCACGCCAACGCAACCCCGAAGGCCGGAUUUCAUCGGCGUAGCCGGCAGCGGCGGUAUCGGUGGCGGAAUCGCUCCGUCGAACGUAUCGGCGUCCAGCGUCGUGUAUUACGAUUACCAGAACGGCUCCGGCGUCGGUGGCCGUCCGAUGAUGGGAGGUCCCGGCCAAGGCAGUCCUCAGCGUCGAUUCUUAUCGGAAGGCGAACUGCUGCGCGACAGCAAUAUGUCGAACGCGGAUAUGCCGCCGCCUUAUCCGCGUCCCAAUAACACCGUCGACAACAUCAGGGAAUUGGCCGGAUCGCCGCAACGAGGCCAGUACACGUGGAAGGAUAAUUCGCCGAAUUCGUUCUACCAACAUCGAGUGACCGCCGCGUCGGCCGCCGCCGCUACUUACGACCACUAUAGGUCGAAUCCGACCAGUCCUACGCAACGUACUUAUUAUCCGGCCCUGCGAGGCGGCGUUCCGGUCUAUCCGCCUCCGCAGUCGCCUCAAGUCAAACGUAAAAAUUCGUCGAAUGUGGCCGCGAACGCGGCAUCGGCGGCCGCCAUGACAGCUUCGAAUUCGUCCAUAAACGACGGCCGAAGAAGACCGGUGUCUUUUGUCAGAGCUCUCGAGAUGAGCGACUCGGUCGAGAUGACGCAGCAGCAACAACAACAGCAGCAGCGUUCCGGCAAUGCCGCUACCACUCCUACUCCGACAGGAGAACGAACUAGUCUUUAUGAUAUGAAUUACGAGAUAUCCGUGUAAAAAUCCAUGUGCCCGUAACCCUCUUCUUUUUUUUCCACUUCGGAGCCCCUUCAGUCUCUGCCUGAAAAGCCCCCUUGAAGGGAGCUCGCCUCAGAUCGCGAAUCGAGGUCUAAUUUAUACAUAAAAUGAUUGAUUGCAGAAUCGCCGAAUAGACGAGAUAUGCUCGUUGAUCCUCCUUUUACCCACUUCCUGAAAUAUCUUAUAUCGCGUUGUAUUGUUUUUAUUUUUCUCGAAAUAUGUUUGUGUGUGUUUAUUUUUUUUUAUAGGAAUCUUACAACUAUCGUUUAUUUGUAAAAAAAAAAAAACGACUACGAUGCGAAGCUGCUCCAUUUCCACAUUUAACCGAACAAACUCCCAAGAUGAUUUUAUCCUCUAGAAGAGACAGCCCAAAGAAGGAAAGAAGACCCUACGAUGAUUUUUAUUUUUAUUAUUUUAUCUUUUACGUCUCUCUCACUCUUUCUGUACGCGUCUCUAUCUUCUGUAUGUAUAUUAUUUUGUAUCGACUGACCAGUCUGCCCCUGUCUGUGCCCCAAAUUCCCCUGCCCAAGCUCCUUGUUCAUGUGAUUUAACCGUAUCUAGCGUAUUUUUAGUAUGUAUUCGCAUUGUGAUGGUGAUAACGAUGAUGUACGACGACGAGUAUUUGUCUUAAUAUAUUUUCGUAUUAUUAUUGUAUGUUCCCUGUCGUCAUCCCGUCAUCGUCUUCGUCUGUGUAAAAAUUCGUAUUCGAGAAAAGUGUUUGAUAAUGGACGAAAUUCUGUUUUUUUCUAGAAGUGUACCGCUGCGUUUUGUGUGUGUGUGUUUUUUUUCGAGGCUCGCUCACUUUGUGUUACCAUAUUUACCGAAGGAAAGAAGGAAGAAAAAUGUGCAAUCAUGAGACGAACUUUGAUAACGAGACUUGGCUUAGAAUAAAAGGAGAGUGAUAUUUGAGUGUCGUUGUGACGAAUAUCUGUUUCUGUAUUUUUCGUGCCAAUGUUUUCGAUGUGUGAGAGGUUUUUAUGUGUAUGGAUUUGGUGGUAAAGUUUGAAUAUUAUUGUAUUUGUGUACCUAUCUACGUAGUAAGAUUGUAAUGUACCUAUAAUAUUUGUAUGUUCCCCUUCGAUCAUCGCGUUUUACAUUUAUACUUUUACUUACCUUGUUUAUAUAAUAAUUUUGUUGUAAAUUUAUUAUUGUAAUGUUUUCAUUUUUUCCCUUCUCGCUUAAGCUGUGUAUACGUUUUUUUUUUCGUCUCUGUCUCUCUCUCUCCUUUUUUUUUGUUUUUAUUUUUUUGAUUUUUGAUUUUGAAAACCACCACCAUCGAGGUAGUUGUAUUUUUUAAGGUGCUGACUUGGAUGUUUGUUUUCCUCUUUUUUUUUCUUUUGUGGUCGAAUUAAUAUUUUAACUUUUAUCGAGAUGUUUUUAAUUAUUUUUUUUUGAUUUUGAUGUUUUUGUACGUACGUAUUAUUAUUAUUUUUUUGGCCAUGAAGUCGUCGUAGUUUGUUAUUGUAACAUCACAAUAUAUAAAUAAUAUGUUUGGA
Molecule: messenger RNA, 3921 nt
Organism: Planococcus citri (citrus mealybug)
Lineage: Eukaryota; Metazoa; Arthropoda; Insecta; Hemiptera; Pseudococcidae
Gene: Zdhhc8
Product: zinc finger DHHC-type containing 8
Exons: 11
Coding region: 323-2407 (694 amino acids)
Biological process (GO): protein palmitoylation
Molecular function (GO): palmitoyltransferase activity
Source: RefSeq, a predicted model, not a curated record